Drosophila ficusphila is the source of this 1313-nucleotide messenger RNA. RefSeq names its product integumentary mucin C.1. Gene Ontology annotation, biological process: cell differentiation; multicellular organism development. Lineage: Eukaryota; Metazoa; Arthropoda; Insecta; Diptera; Drosophilidae. The coding region runs from base 1 to 1224 and encodes 407 amino acids. The transcript has 3 exons. Gene Ontology annotation, molecular function: protein binding. The record is from RefSeq and is a predicted model, not a curated record.
AUGAAUGGAGUAACAAAUAUCCUGACACUACUCCUGAGCCUCGGAAUUCUCAGCUGCAGAGUUUCGGGCCAGAAAUCAUCGCCAAUUGCCAACUGGCACAUGAGUGAUCCGCACUACACGAGGGAUCAGUAUGCCAAGAUCCUGGGAGAGGCGGGAGUGGGACAGGAUCCCGAUGAGAAGGACCCCAAGGGAUUGGGUCCCAUGCAGAUUCAGUACGUGGACUACCAACCAAACUGUCAGCCAGGCGGAAUCCCAGUCUGUGCCACCAAUGGCACCGAGAACUUCUACUUCGAGAACAGCUGCUUCCUGGAGGCGGCCAACAUUAAGUUGCUCUUUCAGUACGGCACAGAGCUUGAGCCCACGGAGAUGGAGAGAUGUCUUCCCACCUGCCAGACGAUGAAGUGCACCAAGGUGGAGCGACCAGUUUGCGCGCUGGCCGAGAUCGGAGGAGCCCUGCCCCAAACAUUCAUCAACGAGUGCGAGAUGCGACGACGAGAGUGCCACACGAAGCAAGUCCUGCGAAUCCUGCACGCGGGGCCUUGCGAAACGCCAACGAAAGCUCCUCGCAAGAAGAAGUUGCGCCGCAACAAACACAAGCGACCUUCCACAAAAACCACCAUCCACAAGUUCGCCGAACAUCCGAAGAAGGUGUACAUCAUGCUGGCCACACCGGCUCCAUGGAGCACGAGCACCACUCCCAGGACGACCAGCACCACCACCAGGAUCACCACAACAGCGAGGAGCAGACCCACCAAGCUGACCAGCACAAGUCCAUCGCCAAUGCAAUUUCAGCAGAUCAUUAACCUGGCGAAUCCCAUGGUUUCCGUUUCGAGGGCGGUGGAUGCCUACAAUGUGUACAAUAUACCCGAUGUGGGUCAGGAUUACGCCGAGAUAACCGACUCCUCUCUAUCGAUGUUUUUGCCAGAAGUGGGUCGUGUCACGGAGCCGUAUUCCAUGACCAGUAGCACCACCACCACAACCACAACCACUACACCCAAGCCCACCCUAUUCUCAACUACCACCAAGGCUUUUAGGACCACAAACCUUCAAGGAAACACCACGAUUAGAGCAUACACCACUCAACUGGUGCCCAGCACCACUGAAAUUGGAAAGGAAACCACUGCGGAAUCCACAACAGAGAAUUUUGAGCCCAUGACCUACCCAAGCAGCACCACCAGCACCACUGAGAAAACCACCGAGCAUCCCAAACCCAAAACUCAUUGAUAAAAAUUAUUGUGACUUUUUAAACUCUGCUAUUUAAUAUUUAUUGAUACUAUUUAUAAAGCAGCUUAAGAUGAAUAAAAUUUAAAUUA